AUGGCGCGACGACGCUCCUUGCCAGUUCAGUAUCAUGUGUCAGAAGCCGGCGAGGAGGUCUUUGAUCGGGUGGUCAGAUUCAUCCAGCUCCAUGGCUUCUGCUGCGUUGAGACUCGCUUGGUGAAGGAGAAGGAGUCCUUGAAUGCAGCGGUCGCUGAAGUCCGGAAACUUGAGGCCUCCUUGGAAGCAACGCCUGAGAUCGUUCUGGAUGGACUGCUGGGCGAGGACGGAUCCGCCAGAACCUUGGCUUUGGAGAAGCAUCCAGAGGCGUUGCAGCCGACGGAUCAAGUUCUCUCCGACUACGCCGCAGGGCUCAUGAAGAGCCCCUCGGCUUUAGACAUGGGCCUCCAGAAGCUGGAGAGGACACCCAGCUUGCUGCACGAGGCCGGUGCCCCAGAAGAGGACCCUCCUGCCAUGUCCGAGGUGGAGGCACAAGCAUGGCUUCCUAUCUUCCUCAGGCACCAGAUCAUGCUGAUCCUCUUCCUUGGCCCCUCCCGAGGUACCUUAGAGCUUCAACCCUUUGAUGAGGAUGGCCAUCCCAUGCGCCUGCGCACUGAGCCUGGCAUGCUCGUCGCCUUGCAAGCCAACGGCGUUUGGCGCAGGCCACACCUGGGCAUGGAUCAGCAUAGCAUGGUGCAGCCCAGAACGUGA
This is a messenger RNA of Durusdinium trenchii, 651 nucleotides long. The record is from the annotation of a GenBank genome assembly. Lineage: Eukaryota; Dinophyceae; Suessiales; Symbiodiniaceae.